UUUUGGAGUCACAUAAGCAGCAAUGGUACUAAACGACAAGGUAAAAAAGGAUGGAGCUUUCCGAGAAAUGCUCUAAAACGUCUCAAAGGAAGAUAUACUGAUGGGAUGGGAUGUCUAAUUUUAAUUAUUAUUCCUUAGAGUGAUGAAUUUCUUCUACAGAAAGACAAAAGAAAGAAAAUGAUGGGUCUGCGUUGCCCUUCUCCUGAUUGUUCAUCUUCUCCAAGGAACUCGGAGAAGCAGAGUGUGAUUGUUGCAUCACCUUCAAGAUUCUCUUGCUACAGUGAACCGUUUGUAUCAAUUGAGAAGAGAUUACUAACUCAUAAGGAUUAUAAUUACAACCUAAUGCCAAAGUCUUCAGAAGAUUUGAGGAAGGAGAUUGCUUCACUCGAGUUUGAGAUUCUGCGUACGGAGCAGUACUUGCUCUCUCUUUACAGGACAGCUUUCGAUGAACAAGUUACUUCUUCUUACUCUCCUCACACUGAAACAAGCUUAGUCUCCAAUCAGUUUUGUCCCAAGUCCGAGCAGUCAGAACUCGCCGGUGUGCUCAGCUACCAUUACCAAGCUUCUCCGGUCUCUGAACGUUCCUCUUCGUGUCCUAAGAGUUUCCAAGCCAGCUUGAAAGCCUUUUCCGCAAGAGAGAAGACAAGAUAUGUUUCUGGCAAUCACACUACUCUUGGAGACCUUCUAGGCUCGUCUUAUAUCGUAGAUGACACAGUGAACCCGAGUAGGCUCUCUGAAGAAAUCUUGAGAUGCAUAUCUUCAGUGUACGUUACGCUCUCCACCAAAGCAAGAAGCAGUUCUUCUUGUCUUCCGCCUUCUUCAUAUGUCUCUUGGAACCCAUGCCUCGUGGAAAUCAAAGAGGAAAACGCUCCACGUGGCAUUGUAAUAGAGUCUCUGAAACUUCAGCUGGAUGAUAGUAGCUUCAACCACGCAGCUCUUAUGCUCCAAAACUUCAGAUCACUAGUUCAAAAGCUUGAGAAGGUUGAUCCAAGCAGGUUGAAACGAGAAGAGAAGCUCGCGUUUUGGAUUAACAUUCACAAUGCCCUCACAAUGCAUGCUUAUUUAGCCUAUGGAACUAACAACCGCGCAAGAAACAACUCUGUUUUAAAGGCAGCUUAUGACGUUGGAGGCUACCGCGUAAACCCUCACAUUAUCCAAAGCUCAAUCUUAGGCCUUCGCCCUCAUUUCACACCACCUUUGCUGCAGACACUCUUUUCGCCAUCAAGAAAGUCGAAAACUUGCACAGUCAAACACAUUUACGCCUUGGACUAUCCAGAGGCGUUGGCUCACUUCGCUCUCUCUUCAGGAGCUUCCACAGAUCCUCCUGUUCGGGUUUACAAGGCGGAUUGCGUGUUCAGAGACUUAAGAAGAGCGAAAGAAGAGUUUAUAAGAAGCAACGUUCGUAUACAGAACGAGACAAAGAUAGUGUUGCCUAAGAUAGUUCAUUACUAUGCUAAAGAUAUGUCACUAGACGCAUCUGCGCUCAUGGAGACAACGGUGAGGUGUUUACCAGAGUCCAUGAAGAGAGUUGCUCAGAAACUGUUGAAGAAGAAGAGCAAAAGCAUUGAAUUCUCACCGGAAAACUUGAGUUUCCGUUAUGUAAUCAUAUCAAGACACUGAUCAUCCAUCAUCAUGCUAUGUAAAGCGAAAUGUACAUUAAAACGUCACGUAGUUUUUAUCAUACAAAUUGAGAGUUGAACUACACGCCGUUUUGUAAUACAUCACGUAGUUUUUAUCUUACAAAUGGAGAGUUGAACUGCACGCCGUUUUGUAAUUCGACAUAGCCACACGAAAAAUUCUGAAUAGCGAAAGUGAAAGGCUUUUGGUUAGGGAUUGGAGUAGGGAUCUUGUCAGCCAUUGUUGUUUUCGUUAUUGGGCUUAGAGGAGGAGAUAUGAAGAGCUCGACGAUCUUCUUCUCUGGUGUUGUUCCUCCUUCUCUACGUGUCAGAUCGGUUCUCACUCCAGCCACCGAACGAGGUUCCAUGGCGACGUCCUCUAACGGUCCUAAGUGGGCUUAGAAAACCAUCACGCUUCCACCGCAACGCCGUGGAUGUCAUCUUAUCACUCCUAAGAUUUUGAAGGAAAUUGGACAAGACUUGUCGGGUUUCAACUGUGGUCUUGCUCAUGUCUUCUUACAACACACAUCCUGAUGUUCAGGCUGAUACUGAGACUUUCCUGAACAGGAUUGUUCCUGAGGUAUAGUCUAUUUAGCUGCCUUCUCAUUGUAUUCACUUUAUUUUUUUUUUGUUCUUGUAAUUCAGGGGAGUUCAGCUCCUUGGAGGCAUACCAUGGAAGGUCCAGAUGACAUGCCAGCUCAUAUCAAAUCAUCAAUGUUUGGGUGUCAACUCACAAUCCCAAUAACAAAAGGCAAGCUUAACAUGGGAACUUGGCAGGGAAUAUGGAUAUGUGAACACCGUGAUGAUCCAACAGCACGCAGAGUUGUGGUCACCCUCAACGGUAUCUAAAUAAUAUCUCUUCAUGUUUUGUUACCUCGUGUGGAAUUUACGGUCCUGUAAUGGAAAUUUACUUUAUUUUUCUUUGUGAGACAAUACUGCGACUAAUGUGUUUAUACACAAAGUAAAAGAUCAGUUUCAUUUGAUU
Brassica napus (rape) is the source of this 2601-nucleotide messenger RNA. RefSeq lists its product as uncharacterized. Lineage: Eukaryota; Viridiplantae; Streptophyta; Magnoliopsida; Brassicales; Brassicaceae. The transcript is spliced from 15 exons. The record is from RefSeq and is a predicted model, not a curated record. Bases 178 to 1620 code for a protein of 480 amino acids.